Messenger RNA from Rattus rattus (black rat), 1094 nucleotides. Its product is annotated as disks large homolog 5-like. Lineage: Eukaryota; Metazoa; Chordata; Mammalia; Rodentia; Muridae. The record is from RefSeq and is a predicted model, not a curated record. The transcript is spliced from 5 exons. The coding region runs from base 1 to 618 and encodes 205 amino acids.
AUGUUUGCCCGUCUUCGCAGGCGCUUUGGGAGAGUUGAUGUUGAUGCAGAAGAGUCUAGAGUGAAGCAAACGAAACCUAAGGGUAAUGAUGGACACAGGACGUGGCCAUGGGGAAUGUGGAAGGCCUGCAGACAGACGUCAUCCCCUGAAAAUGUCCUAAACAAGGUGCAGGCCAACGAGGAAGAGGAGAGGCUGAAUAGAGAACUGGAGCUAACUACCAAGGAGAGAAAUGAGCUGACAGAUCGCCUCCUUUAUGUGACAGGUGGAUCCAUGAGCAAGAGUCCCUACUUCAGGCCAAAUCCAUUUUAUGAAAAAUUGAAGAUAAAGGAGAACGAGGUCAUGUCAUUACUGCACAACUUAGACAUAAUGAACAUUGAACAUCGUGAGAAAUUUCAGGAGCUCAAGAAGGAGAUUAACUUCUAUCGCAACCUGCACAGCCGGCUCCUGAUGGACCAGGCAUGUAUGAAGAAGAAGUUGGUCACAUUGAAGCAGGAGAGCAAGGAGUUACAGCGAUAUUUGUUUGAGUUGAACCCGAAUGAUGAAGACGAACAGGAGAAGACCAGCAACCUCCAGACCCAGCAAAAUGUGGUCUCAGAAACUGCAGGAGACAUGGAAUAGGACGGAUCCCAGGAAGACAGCCCCCUGAAGAGUGAGUUUCUCUGUCAGGAGUUCCCUGCUGACGACAAUCCUCAACAGUCAAAGACUUUUUGUGGGUGAAUAUUCUUCUUCUCAGUUAAUUUCCUCAAUGUUUAGAGACCCUAAAUUUAUGUAUCCGUAUGCCAGCCUGUCUCCUUGAGGUCUUUCUCCUCUCUCAUACCGACAACACCAUUUGAGAGACAUCUGAGGGGACUGCCUUGACAUCUCGUGUCCUAGAGGAGAAACAGCACUACAACUGUGUUUCUAAAUGUUCAUUAAGAAAAUGCUGUUAAGAAAUAUUUUUGGUUAUGAUUUUCAUUGAAGUUUUCUUUUUGUUAUUUCAUAGUUAUAUAUUCUUGUUACUGUUUUUCAUUUUUUAUACCAUUUUAGUUGUUCAUUUUAUGCCUGUUUUUUUGUAAAUUGUAUUCCUUAUGAAUAAAAAUUGAUUUGUAACUCUU